UCCAAACGAUUCCCUUUCGGUCGAGCGGUGGGCGGAGGAAGUCGGGUUUGAAUGUCAAGUAUCAUGUGUCUGAGGACGAAGAAGGAAGGAAAAAAAACAGCUCCAGCUUCUUGUUGAGUUAGCAAACCCCAUCGGUUCUCUUUCCUGUUCCCAACAUCUGGCCCACAGCUGAAAACUAUUAACAUCGGCCGGAGCUUCCUCCACCGCACUCGUCCUCCGCACUCGUCCUCCCCCGGUCUGAAGACAAGUGGAUUCUAGGCCGACGCUCCGGGAGGGAACCUCGGGGCCGCGAGUCUCCACUAUGAACCGAGCCUUCACCAGGAAGAAAGAUAAAUCAUGGAUGCACACCCCGGAGGCGCUGGCCAAGCAUUACAUCCCCUACAACGUCAAGUUCCUCGGAAACACGGAGGUCGAAGCCCCGAAAGGCACGGAGGUCGUGAAGGACGCGGUCAGGAAGCUGAAGUUUCAGAGACACAUCAAGAAGUCGGAGGGACAGAAGACCCCGAAGGUGGAAUUGCAGAUCUCCAUUUACGGCGUGAAGAUCCUGGAUUCCAAGACGAGAGAUGUGCAGAACAACUGUCAGCUGCACAGGAUUUCCUUCUGUGCGGACGACAAGACCGAUAAGAGGAUCUUCACCUUCAUCUGCAAAGACUCGGAGUCCAACAAACACCUGUGCUUCGUGUUCGACAGCGAGAAGUGUGCGGAGGAGAUCACGCUCACCAUCGGCCAGGCGUUCGACUUGGCCUACAAGAAGUUCCUGGAGUCCGGAGGCAAAGACGUGGAGACCAGGAAACAGAUCGGGAUCCUGCAGAAAAGAAUUCAGGAGCUGGAAUCUGAAAACUCUGAGCUGAAGGAGCAGCUACAAGGUCUGGAAGAGCAGCUGAUGAUCGCUCAUGUGCCACCACCGCUGCACAUAAACGCCACCAACGAGGCGUACAUGCUGCAGAGGCCCUCGUCUCUGUUCUGGUGCCGCGGCGUGGCGGCGCAGCUGGAGGUGUCCUCCAUCACGCUCACCCCCAUGAGCUCGCCGGAGUCCAACCUGUCCAGCGGGCUGCUAACUCCUCCUCCUCCUCCUCCUUCUCCUCCUCCUGCUCAACAUGCUCCGCCUCCUCCGCUUCCUCCUAAGCCUCCCGAGGGAUGCAGCAUCCCGCGGCCUCGCACGGGGAGCGUCUCCACCAAACCGCUGUCGACGGACGCUUUCGACAUGGUUCCCUUCUCCGCCGUGACACCGCUGGUUCCCGCGGUGGCCAGUAAUGGCUGCCCGCCGCCGCCACCGACGACCACGUUACCCCCGGACAUACGGAAAGACCUGUUCGGAUCGGAGCCGUUUGACCCGUUCACCUGCGGGUCAGCUGACUUCCCUCCAGAUAUCCAGUCGAAGCUGGACGAGAUGCAGGAGGGGUUCAAAAUGGGACUGACCUUAGAGGGCGCCGUCUUCGCUCUGGACCCGCUAGACAGCCGCUGCUGAUGCCACGAAGAGGCUUUUUAAAAUUUGUAUGAAGAAGUGCCAAAAUCCAGUCGAGAUGUCACCGUUUUUCCAUCUUGAGGUUUAUAUGCAUUUGCAUUUAGAUUGUUUUUAGUUUUUUUUGUGGAAAUAUGUCACGGUAGACUCGGAUCCAUUAUAGAAAAGAAAUAUUUUUGUAAAAGAGGAAAACAUGAAGUACUUUUGCUUGCACAGGCAAUGAGAUGUAAAUAGUCGAAUAUGUCCAGUGGUACACUCUGGGGCAGCAUUUUCAUAUGAAAUAAUGUGUGUGUAUGCACCAUUUGAACUAUAUUGUUGUAUUGUUAACACAUUCCUGUUUGUAUGCCGAACACAAGCUGGCAAAGAAGAUAAAUGCAAUCUCAUUAACACGGGCAUCAGCUUGCCCAUGACAACAUAUAGGUUACUUAACAGUCUGUAGUUCAUUGAUACAAUCUGAUCUUAUUAUUUUGGGGCGGGGGCUUGCCAAUCUUUUACUCUUUUAUUUUUGACAUUAAUUUUUAGAUUUUUUGGUAUUUUGCAGGUUUUAGUUGCCAUUUUACUUCUCAUAUCUUUUAAUUGUGAUAAUUUUAAGUCUCCUCUUUUCUUGCACCAGAAGGCACUGUUGUUGACAGCCGCUGUCCAAAUAGAGUACUUUUCCAUUUUUUUAAACAACUUUUGGUUGCAUCGACUUUGCUGUUACAGAUAAUAAAGAAAAUCUUACUGUGAAAAAAAA
This is a messenger RNA of Pseudoliparis swirei, 2195 nucleotides long. It is a transcript of the gene gulp1a, whose product is annotated as GULP PTB domain containing engulfment adaptor 1a. NCBI's taxonomy places the organism in Eukaryota, Metazoa, Chordata, Actinopteri, Perciformes, Liparidae. The coding region runs from base 302 to 1468 and encodes 388 amino acids. The record is from RefSeq and is a predicted model, not a curated record. The transcript has 12 exons.